AUGCACUUGUGGAAGCUCUUCAUCACUGCAUUAAUGCCAGUUCUUAAAGUGCUACUUAUAACUGCUGCUGGCGCAUUUCUUGCACUGCAUCGCUUCAAUAUACUGAGGGAGAGUGCUAGGAAACACUUGAAUACAAUAGUAUAUUAUGUCUUCACACCGGCUCUUGUUUGCAGCAUCCUGACGAAAACCAUAACAUUUAGGAGCUUGGUUAUGGUGUGGUUCAUGCCAUUGAAUAUUCUUCUCACUUUUAUCGUUGGCACAGCACUAGGAUGGUUAUUUUUGAAAAUAACUAAGGCAGCUCCUGAUAUGCAAGGCCUUGUGUUGGGGUGCUGUGCUGCAGGAAAUCUAGGCAAUAUGCCUCUUAUUAUAGUUCCAGCAGUUUGUAAAGAAAGCAAUAGUCCUUUUGGAGCUGUGGAUGUAUGUAAUAAAAAAGGGUUGGCAUAUGCUUCUCUGUCCAUGGCAAUUGGAAACAUCUGCAUUUGGACUUUUGUGUACACCCUUAUCCGCAUAUAUUCAUCCGAAAGCCAGAAUUCCAAUGUGAACAAAGUUGAUGAUUCCACAUUAAGACCUAUGUCAGCAACAGAAACAGAUCUUGAAAACCAUUCAAAAUCUUCAGUUGGACCAGUGGUUAGUGCAGAGAACAUCUCAGAGACCAAUGAUCAUGUGGCUCAACUUGAAGUUGAAUGUACAUUGCCUGGUGGAAGAGAUAGGGUGCCAAAAAAAACACAAAUUACGAAACCAAUAAAAACAUUAGUAGAAAAUCUCAAUUUGAAGGUUCUACUAGCACCUGCAACAAUUGGAUCGAUUCUUGGUCUCAUAAUUGGUGUAGUUCCUCCAUUCCAAACUAUGUUUGUUGGCGAUAAUGCUCCUUUACGUGUGGUUGAAGACUCUGUAUCCAUGCUGGGGGACGCAUCCAUUCCAGCAAUCACUCUGUUAGUAGGAGCAAAUCUUCUGAAUGGGUUAAAACGAUCAGGAAUGAAGAUUUCACUUGUUGUAGGGAUCAUUUUAGUGAGAUACAUUUUCUUACCAAUCGUUGGUGUGGCCAUUGUUAAAGGUGCAAUCCAUUUUGGUAUCGUCCCCCAGGAUCCAUUAUACCAGUUCAUUUUACUACUUCAAUAUGCCCUUCCACCAGCAAUAAGCAUAAGUACAAUUACUCAAUUAUUUGGAGCUGGUGAAACUGAAUGCUCAAUUGUUAUGCUAGCAACUUAUGCCGUUGCCUCAGUCUCUCUUACACUAUGGACCACAUUUUUCAUGUGGCUUGUCCUAUAA
Abrus precatorius (Indian licorice) is the source of this 1269-nucleotide messenger RNA. Its product is annotated as protein PIN-LIKES 3-like. Lineage: Eukaryota; Viridiplantae; Streptophyta; Magnoliopsida; Fabales; Fabaceae. Gene Ontology annotation, cellular component: membrane. The record is from RefSeq and is a predicted model, not a curated record. Gene Ontology annotation, biological process: endoplasmic reticulum to cytosol auxin transport. The transcript is spliced from 10 exons. Bases 1 to 1269 code for a protein of 422 amino acids.